This is a messenger RNA of Dioscorea cayenensis subsp. rotundata (Guinea yam), 1239 nucleotides long. RefSeq names its product receptor-like protein Cf-9. The record is from RefSeq and is a predicted model, not a curated record. Gene Ontology annotation, molecular function: protein binding. The transcript is spliced from 2 exons. Bases 1 to 1239 code for a protein of 412 amino acids. Gene Ontology annotation, cellular component: plasma membrane. Lineage: Eukaryota; Viridiplantae; Streptophyta; Magnoliopsida; Dioscoreales; Dioscoreaceae.
AUGCCUGGACCUUCUCGACCUCAAAAAAAAAGUUUCAUCAUGCUCAAUGCAAGCACCGACAUCGACUACUACUUCCCUGCAACAACUUCACUCCCGCACUGGCUUCCUGGCACAGACUGCUGCGGGUGGGAAGGAGUCAGCUGCGACGAAGCAUCCGAUCUUGUUGUUUCUCUGGACCUCAGCGAGAGCUUCAACCAGCUGAGUGCUGUCCUGCUUUUUGGAUUUGGAAAAAAAUUGGCUAAUCUCACACAUCUCAACCUUUCAUAUUCCGGACUGCUGGUAGGCCAAGUCCCCAUCAGCAUCUCUCGCCUCACAAAACUCAUUUCUUUGGACCUUUCCACAUAUGACAUAUAUCCUUUGAAGCUGGAAAAGCCUGACCUUGGUACUCUCAUCGGAGACCUUUCUCAUUUAAAAGAGCUGUAUUUGGAUGAAGUGGAUAUUUCUUCAAGCACGACGGAGUGGUCCCAAGCCAUCUCUCACUCCGUUCCUGGACUUGAAGCUCUCAGUUUGAUUGAUUGUUCGCUGUCAGGGCCAAUUGACAGUUCCUUCUCCAAGCUCCAAAAUUUAUCAAUACUUCAUCUUGAUUCCAAUUCUCUGUCCCAAGUGCCUGAAUUCUUUGCAAAAUUUCCUUCUUUAAGUGUGCUGAGUCUCAGUGGGUGUGGACUUGAGGAAUUUUUUCCAACCAGAGUGUUUGAAGAACUUUUGAACUUGAAGACACUUGAUCUUUCAUAUAAUCCGAUGCUAGCAAGGGUUUCUUUGGGGAGUUUAUUAAAUUCUUUGCUAAAGUUAAAGUCUUUGACAUCUUUGAAACUUGCUGGUUGUAAUUUCUCAGAGCCAAUACCCCGGUCAAUCUGGAAUCUCAGUGAAUUGGUUAAUUUAAACCUCGCUGAUAAUCACCUCUUUGGGGACUUGCCACCAAUGCCUGCUAGUUCAAAGAUCUCGAUCCUUGAUCUUUCUUAUAAUAAUGUCACUGGACUGAUCUCCAGUACUCUCAGCUCUGCACGUCAACUUGUGUCACUUGAUUUAGCAGGCAACUCACUCAUUGGAUCUAUCCCAAUGUCUUUGUUCACCCUACCGCAAUUGGAAAAGUUAUAUCUAGCUGACAACAAGCUCUCGGGUCAGCUGCAAGAAUUCAAAAACGCAUCUUCUACGUUACAAUAUGUUGAUCUAAGUGGCAAUAAUCUCCGAGGGAAGCUCCCAAAAAUCACUAGCCAAUCUCUCUGCUCUCGUGUUACUUGA